Melanaphis sacchari is the source of this 1435-nucleotide messenger RNA. RefSeq names its product E3 ubiquitin-protein ligase RNF185-like. Gene Ontology annotation, biological process: ubiquitin-dependent protein catabolic process. The transcript has 6 exons. Gene Ontology annotation, cellular component: endoplasmic reticulum. The record is from RefSeq and is a predicted model, not a curated record. Gene Ontology annotation, molecular function: ubiquitin-like protein conjugating enzyme binding; ubiquitin protein ligase activity; metal ion binding. NCBI's taxonomy places the organism in Eukaryota, Metazoa, Arthropoda, Insecta, Hemiptera, Aphididae. Bases 689 to 1231 code for a protein of 180 amino acids.
GUUCAAAAUCUUCAAGGAAGAAAUUUUAGUGCAAAGAUACGUAUCGGUUCUAGAAGUUUCGCGACGAGCGAUUUACCGACCGAUAUUGAAAUGAGACCUUCUCGCCUUGGAUGCUAGACGACACGUAUUACGUAAGUUGUUUAUUUCGAGUUAAACGCUUUUUAUAUUUUCCUCCACCGUGAUUUAUAACAUAAUAUUAUGCUGAUACAAACGAUUUUUUUCAACUCUAGUGUGAACAGUAUUAGUAGUGAUAUAAACCGCUUAUUUUGUUUUGGUGAAAGGUGCAAUGCCACAAUUUAAUUUUUAGUUAAGUAUAAUAUUAAUGUGGUUAUAAUAUCGUUAUUUAUUUUAUUGGUUAGUUAUCAUAAAUCGCGGUUUUUAACCGUCGAGCGCUGAUGCCUACCGGCUGAUGUGUAUGAUUGCCCAUUGGUACCUACUGUGAGCACUACUGAGCGGCGAGCAGUAAACACUAUCAAAUUAUCGAAUAUUACAAAAUAUUUUUUUAUUUUUUUUUUCCAUUUUUUUUUGGUCAUUACUACAAUUAUUGUGAUUCGCGAGUCGUUAUCGGAGACUGGAGAGUUCGUGUUCGACAUAAGCCAUAUUUUACUCAUAAUCACUGAAAAAAUCAUUUUCGAGCGUAAGAAGAACAUUCUGUGCAAAUAAGUGUUUUAGCGCCAUAACUCACGCAAUGGCUACCAUUACUGACGAGUCUGAUGCUUCGCGAAAAAACAUGAACAAUGAAGAAAAUGAUAACAAAGAAGAACAGAAUAACAUCUUUGAGUGUAACAUAUGCUUGGAUAAUGCAAAAGACGCGGUUGUUAGUGUUUGUGGCCAUUUAUUUUGCUGGCCAUGUUUGCAUCAAUGGUUAGAAACUCGAUCAAGUCGUCAAGUAUGCCCAGUAUGUAAAUCUGUUAUUAGUAAAGAUAAAGUAAUACCAAUUUAUGGACAUGGAAAUUCCAAACAAGAUCCCAGAAAUAAAGUGCCACCUAGGCCUGCUGGUCAAAGAACUGAACCUGAACCUAAUUCUGGUUUCCCUGGUUUUACUUUUGGAGAUGGUGGUUUCCAUUUAUCAUUUGGAAUAAGAGCAUUUCCUUUUGGAUUUUUAACUUCGUUUAACUUAACUGAUCAUCCACAUGGAAUUGGUAAUCAACUACAUCAAGAUGAUCAAUACUUAUCAAAACUUUUCUUAUGGAUUGCAGUAAUAUUUAUUGUUUGGCUUUUAUUAGCAUGAUUAUGAAGAGUAUGUAAGAGUAUGUUUUUAUUAUAAUUAUUAUUUUACCAUUCAAUGAACUACAAUAGUAAGCACUUUAUGAGGGCUUCAUUUUAUCUAUUGUUUUUAUUCAUUUAAUAGUCUGAAUUUAUUGGCAAUAUAAGUUUCCAAUAAACUUCAAUUUUUAUUUUUUGGUGCCAAGUUUAGAAAUGUUGAUAAUGUUAU